CAAAGUUUCCAACAUGGCUCAGGUGCGGGUAGGAUGCAGUUGAUCUCUAUUUCGAAAGACUUGUUUGACGUUUGGCAGCGGACGAUUCUAGCCAAGGUAAAGUCAUUCGUUUACCACAUGCAUACUUUUCACUUGAUUCAUGUCAUUAGUAGAGAAGGACUUGUCUUAACCCUAGUAGCUUAGCGCUUCGGUCAGCACUUCCUGUUUGUUUAAUAGAUGCUCGUAUUUUACGAAUUGGAGCUCAUAAUUAAUCUUGAUAUCACUAUCGGUAGUUUUGUUAUGUUAAUUGAUUCAUUUAUUUGUUAUUAUUUCGACGAAUUUGGCUGGAUUCGCUCGGCUACGAGGUAUGAAAUAUGCGUUUUAAGAAACAAAUGGUUGAAAUUCGUGGACAUGGGUUGAUGUCAGAUUUUAGAGUCUGUUUUGAAAGAUCUUGACAUUAUUGACAGACGCUUGCACAAUGUGAUAAUGAACAGUAGUCUGUCAGUAGUCUACGUCUAAGCGUAUGAAAUUCGUCUGCGCAGUUAACGUGCAGUCGCGAGCGGUACUGUAGUGCUUCGAUCAGCACCUUCUGCAUGUUUGUUGAAGACAUCUCUGUAUUUGCCAACCAAUUGCUUAUUUGAAAUAGUGGCCUAAUUCAUUUGGGCCUCCAAAUUGGAAAGGUGUUUUCAAAUAGUACAAAGUCAAUUUUCUAGUUUACUCCUGGCUUGUUGAGAAUUUAAUUUGAUACAUUCCUUCAUUUUGAGCCUAAGGAACAACUGAUACAUGUCCCUCUACCCCCUCUUAAAAGCCCCAGUCCAAGUUGUCAAGUCUUUCACAUGGAGCGUGAGACCUCAUGCAAACAAUUUUAAUUUAUGUUCUCAAGCUGAAACUAUUGUUUCUUAUAGCAAACUGCUGCUUUUGUAAACCCUUUAGCUCCCAAGAUCUGAGUUUCGAUUCUCCCUUCCAGCUGCUACACAUUUCUUUGCUAAUAAGUUACAAGAAUUUGUUGUUAGAUCGAGAUAACAACUUUGACCUGAUAAGUAUGACUAUUCUCAUGACCUGUUUUAUAUUAUAGGGAGGAGCUACUCAUUUAUCACUUUUGGGAAUUUUAUUUAUUAUCCUUUUAAGUAUAAUUUACUCCUUGUUCCCUUCAAACUUGCUUAAAAGUCUUUCCAGCAGUGGAAAUGUUUGCUUAUACUAAUGUUGCCAUAGCAACUUCAUAUUUGUUUUCACAAUUUUGGGGGGGGGGGAGUAUGCCCCCAUUCUCCCUAAGGAUGGUGAUACCUGUUGCAUCCCAUUUGAAGGCUAAUAUGCGGGUGAUAAUCUCAGUCUUGAAGGUAGCAAAGGGAGGUUGUGUAGUGUGAGUGUUGUGGAAUUGUGUGGGUUCCCCCUACUCCAUUUGACUUUUAACCUUUAGCACCCUAAGACAUUGGUAUUCAUAUUCUCCACACUGUUCUCUUUACAUUUCCUAUGGAACAGACAAGGAGAAUUUGUCAAAGAAGUAUAUUUGAUUGUGAAGUAAAUGGAAGAGUCAGUUUAGAACAUUACAGCUACAAAUGCAACAAUUAUUUAAUUAGUGUUUUAAUUGAUGAAAAUCUUUCUUGGAAAAACCAUGUUGACUGUGUUAUCACCAAAAUGAGUAGGAACAUACAAAUGAUUGCUAAGUUGAUAUGCGUUAUUACAUCUUCUGUUGUCAUUAAUAUCUGUAAAUCCUUAUUUUUAACUAAUAUAUCUAUAUUAGACUCGCUGCUUGGAGCAAUACAUCUAAAACAUAUAUUAAGUAAACAAAUUUGUUGUUCUCCAAAAGUGCAUAUUGUGUUUAAUUUGCUCUGCUGAUAGAAAAGAACAUGCUAUCCCCUUAUUUAUAAAUGCAAAAAUUCUACCUAUUACCAUCUAAUAUUAUGAAGCUGUAUAUAAAUUAAUGCUGAAUAUUGAUAACAACAGAGCUUAUUAGUGCACUUUCUAACAUCAUAAAUUUUUUAUGGGAACAUUAAACAAUUAUACCCAUUUACUACCACUGUUCAUCAAUGUCACAAGUGCUUCAGGUUUCAAAAUCUGGAAUGAGAUGCUAAAUAUCAAUAGAAAGUUUUGUUGAAGAAAUCCUUCAAAAAAGAAACAAGAAAGGUUUCUCAAUAUUCUAGAGACUGAAGAUUCUUGUUUCAAGCCUGAUGAAAUAAUGUGUUAUAUAAAUUCAAACAGUGCAAAAUUGAAAUAAAUUGUACCUGCAGUUGAAACAAUAUUUUAAAGUGCACUUAGAUACUCAAGGACUUUUUUAUCUUUUACAAUGAAUGUCUUUCAUUUUCCAUUUUCUUUUCUUGUGUAUCUUUUAAUGUUUUUUUUAAAUGUAUUAUUGUCAUAUUAAUUUUACUGUCAACAAAAUCUGCUCAAAAUUUUCAAAAUUUUAAUUUUUAGAGAAAUUAGUUUUAACUACUUAAAUGGUUUAUUUACAAAAAAAAUCUUAAAAAGAAGGUGAGAUACAGCUGAAAGGAUGUUUUAGUAUAAGCCCGUAUGAAGAGUGAAAGAUGUCAUCAUGGGAAAUGCCUCAGACAGAGUGUUGACGUUUUCUGCAGGCUUUCAUCCAGGAUCCCAAUUUGCAUAUGUUGUUUUCAUCACAUCUUGCACUGCACAUUCACUGGGAAUCUCUGGCCCAUUUUGCAAAACAUUGAGUAAUGAGAGCCUUAAAGAGUUCACUAAUAAGAGGGAGAGAGCUCAAGCCAAAGAAAUUGAAGUUAAGUUGUUCAUUUUCCAGAGCUUGCUUGGUGACUUUUGGAUUAUGUUUAACUCAUGUUCCUGUUUCAUGAAAUGACCUUUCCAGCAAAUUUCAUUGGAGUUCUUUGUCAGUUAAGGCUUAAUUGCCACUGGAUUCCACAUUGUGUCUCAUUGUUCAUUCAUUUGACACUUGCUUUCUAAAAGGAGAUGGGAAACUGUAAAUUUCUUUGGUGGCCAAAAACUAGAAGUUUGUUAUUAUACAAGUUACCUGUACAUUAAUAGGAUAUGUAGAUUUGUUGGACUUUUGUGAAAAUUGGCUUGUAUGUCCAUUGGUAAUUAUCACACAAAAGUACAUGAAGUUUCAAAGAAAUUCUAAAUAUUUCUCUCAUAAUUCAUUGGAGUUUGAAAACAACAGAAAUAUUUUCUAUUGUCCAACUUCGCAAUGUAUUUUCUCAGGAAACAAUAAGAAUCUCAAAAUUGCCUGACACACUUUGUUAGCCUAUUAUCUGCUGAGUGAUACUGUACAGUUUGUUUCAAGGUCUGGGGUAACACAGAGGCUGGUAAUUCAGUGAUUGAGAAGCAAACACUAUCAAUGUUGCAUUUAAAUGCUUACAUGCACAUACCAAAACAAAAACUAUGAAAAAUGUUAUUUCCAUAAUCUGUACUUUAUAAGCUUUACUGUGAUGUAUUUUUUUCUGUUGUAAUCUGAUCACAUCUUUAUCGUCAAAUAAACAGAUAUCAAAUAUUGUGCAUGUAAGUUUUCCCUGUACCUUUUCACUUCAUCUUUGAUUAAACUAGCCAUGAUCUACUGAAGAUCUCUGUUAAUAACAGUUUCCUUAAUUAGUAAUAGCACAAGUAGGAAGAUUUUUCCAGAAGACAGCCUAUUUUGUUGACAGCAAUCUUAAGUAAAAAUUUGACCAGCCAGGAUUUGCAUCUGCUAUCUGCAAGUUGAAAGAAUAUUUUGUAUAUUGAAUAUGAGAAAAUAGAUAAAGUGUGACAUGAGAAUCAGGAACUUUUUAAAUUUUUGAUGAUCUCCUUUAUUCUUGUGACCCAUACAUUUGAUUCAAGGUUGAUACUGUAAGGAGAAAUUAGAAGCCAAUCACAGCUCUUAGAGGUUAAAGGGUUAAAAUGGAAGAUGCAGCAAACUUAUUUUAUUGAUCUGUUGCAUGAUAUUUAACUCAUUGUUUGAGUGCUGUAAUAUUCUGGUGUUGCAAAGUUAGAAUAAAGUAAUAAUUUUUGUGUGUGCUCUAUAAAUGUCGCCUUCCAUGUAUUAAUUACGAGCAUUUCUUUACAGAGGACUUGAUUUCAUGGCUUCUGCCACCCCAUCACAACCUUCUACCAAGGAGACCUCUAAUUAUGCCCAGCUCUGUCGCCUUCUUGUUGAAGUUGGAUCACUUAUGCUAAGGGAGAUCUUUGACCGGGUAUGUCCACCAGAAAACCUUCAUGCAGUUCUGACUAAUCCCACAAACCAUGCCAAACUACAAACAUUGCGAAAGAAGAGAGUCCUGAGUACCUUCCAGUGGGGGAAACUGUAUCCUGUCUCCAAAACAUCAGUUUCCUCAGGGAACUUUGACACCUCCUUACUGCUAUUUCUUCUGAGGAAUAUCUUUGGUCUGAAUUUCCCUGCCUCUGGCCGGAAUAACCUUCCUCCAGGAUCAGACACCUCUCCAGAAGCUGACAUCACUCGCAUCAAGUUUUUCAGGGACAGAGUUUUCAGAUAUGCUGCUAAUGCUUCAGUUGAUGAUCCAACCUUCAGUUUGUACUGGAACAACAUCAAAGACACUUUUCUGCGUAUUGGAGGGACCUGCUAUGAGGAAGUCAUAGAUGAUCCUACACUCCACUGUAUGGAUGCUGAUCUUGAAGAACACUACCAAGAGCUUCUGAGAGAGUGGUUGAAAGAUGAUGACCAUAUCACAGACAAAGUGCAUGGAGACAAAAUUGUGAAAAAGGCCAGGAAGGGAGGGGACAUGGAGGAUUCCCUUGACAUUUCUGAACAAAAUUCAUGGGAGAGAGGUGUGUGUUAUUCUUUUUUCAAACCUGAGUUUUAAAUUAACUUAAAUUUGCUGAGUCAGUAAUGAAGUCAUACUGGAUUGUUAGAUGAAAUGAAUUUCCAGCAGAUUUUUUUUAAAAGUCACAAUUAUGCAUUAUUGAAGUUGUGAAUCUUUAUUACCUUAAGCUAAGUCAACUGUUACAUCCAUAAUUUGCUUUUGUCUUCAUCUUUUUUAUCUUUUGAUUUUUAUUUCAGUAAUUGAAGUAACUUUCACAUACAAAAACUACAACCUUCUUUUUCAGAGACAGUAUUAAUGCCAGGGGAAAAUACAUCACCAGAGAAUGGCAAUGGCAGCCCACCAGAGCUCAGUGUGAAACUUCCAAAGUUGUGUGAUCUUCCAGCAAUCUCUUCUUCUUGGGAAACUGUUGAACUUCCUGUUGAUAUUGUUUUAUUAGCAGUGGAGGACUGUGAGUUCUUAAGUUGUUUUGCCUACCUAAAGGAACCCUUUAAGAGUUACCACAUCAGCACUGGCCCUGUGUACUUUGGGUGCAUGGGUGAUGAUCAAGGAAAGAAAAUGAAAAUUGCAUUGAUGAGGUGCUCCAAAGGUCCUGAUGUUCCUCAGGGUUCUUUGUCAGUUUCAAAAGAUGCCAUCUCAGUACUGAGACCCAAGGCUAUCUUUUCUGUUGGUGCCUGCAGUGGUUUGAAUAGCAAAAAGGUCAAGUUAGGAGAUGUGGUUGUUUCAGCAAAGCUGAUAACAGCUGUAUACAAAACUCCCCCCAGCAGAGAUAUUGGUAACCUGAUCAAACAUGUGGCUGAUGGGUGGAAGGCACCUUUACAAAAUGCUGAUGAAUAUAAUGCCAAAGUGCACUGUGAUGGAGUGGUUCUGAGUAUCUCAGAGGCAAACAGAGAUAUGAUUAGGAAACAUCCUGAAGCAAUUGCAGUUGAAAUAGAAGGUGGAGGUGAGAAUCAUAAUAAUUCAAAUAAUUGA
Messenger RNA from Pocillopora meandrina, 5666 nucleotides. The record is from the annotation of a GenBank genome assembly. Lineage: Eukaryota; Metazoa; Cnidaria; Anthozoa; Scleractinia; Pocilloporidae.